Psammomys obesus (fat sand rat) is the source of this 4607-nucleotide messenger RNA. RefSeq names its product helicase for meiosis 1 (gene Hfm1). NCBI's taxonomy places the organism in Eukaryota, Metazoa, Chordata, Mammalia, Rodentia, Muridae. The coding region runs from base 66 to 4262 and encodes 1398 amino acids. Gene Ontology annotation, molecular function: nucleic acid binding; ATP binding. The record is from RefSeq and is a predicted model, not a curated record. The transcript has 39 exons.
GGCGCCGGAGGCGUGAGGAAGGGUGGCGAGGGGUCCGGAUUUCAGACAAAGUCCAGUUCUCAACAAUGUUGAAAUCAAAUGAUUGCUUUUUUCCCGCGGAUGAUUUGUUUUACAGUAGCCCAGAUGAAACUGAAAACUUCCCAGUUAAGCAGAAGCCACUGCAUUGGUUUCUCCCUCCAGCUCCGCUGAUUGCAGAAAUUCCAGACAUUCAAGACUUAGAGGAAGAAAUUGAAAACUAUAAACUAUUAGGACAAGGAAAGUUUCCAAAAACGGUAACAUCAAAUUUGAAGAUCAUUAAUGAAGACAAAAAUUGUAUUUCACCAACACAAAGAUUCCAUUUUCCUUGUAAAGCACAUAAAUGGGAUUACCUAAACUUAGGAGGAUCGAGUAACAGUGAUAGGUCCCACUCAGCUGACAAGCUGGUGUAUGACUCUUCUCAGAAACAUAAAACCUACAUUGGCACUGAGAGUCCACCUGCAAAGAGUGGUCCUGGUGACACAAAAUUACUUAAUGCUGCGGAAGAUAGAGGACAGGGACCAUCAGCAUUCAAAAGAAGGUUAUCUAGAACAUGUAACAGUAUACAUGACUAUGAUCGUGCUAACGAGCGUUUAAACUUGGAUUCUUAUGAUAGCCCAGGGAAACCUGCCCAAACGAGAGUAAUAAGCAAGGAGAAGUCACGGAACUGUAGCAGCGCUAAGCAGAAACUUCUUCAUUCUGUAAACAAAUUCAAAGCAGAUGAUGCUUUUUCAGCUUCUGGAAUUGGAGAAAACAUACUCAAAAUACCAUCCUUUUCUUUUACAUCUCAGCCUCAUGACAUUCAAGGUAUAACUCCAAAUGGCUUAAGUUGCUUGAAGGCUGUCACAGAAAUCCCGGCAAAAUUUAGAAGUAUAUUCAAAGAAUUCCCUUACUUCAACUACAUACAAUCCAAAGCCUUUGAUGAUCUUCUUUACACAGAUAGGAAUUUUGUGAUUUGUGCCCCAACUGGUUCUGGGAAAACUGUAGUGUUUGAACUAGCGAUAACCAGAUUGUUAAUGGAAGUACCAUUGCCAUGGUCCAACAUAAAAAUUGUUUAUAUGGCACCAAUAAAAGCUCUUUGUAGUCAGCGGUUUGAUGACUGGAAAGAAAAAUUUGGACCCAUAGGCCUGGACUGUAAGGAAGUGACUGGAGAUACAGUACUGGACGACCUGUUUGAGAUUCAGAAUGCUGACAUCAUUAUGACAACUCCAGAGAAAUGGGACAGCAUGACCAGGAAGUGGAGAGACAGCUUUUUCGUCCGCCUGGUUCGCCUGGUUCUCAUUGAUGAGGUGCACAUUAUAAAAGAUGAAAACCGUGGUCCAACUCUUGAAGUUGUGGUUACCAGAAUGAAAACUUUAUCUAGGUCCUUAAAAAAUGCCGUCUCUGUUCCAGUGAGAUUUGUAGCUGUAUCGGCAACAAUUCCCAACGCUGAGGAUAUUGCAGAGUGGCUUUCUGAUGGCAAGAAACCUGCUGGCUGUCUGAAAAUGGAUGAGAGCCACAGGCCGGUGAAGCUGCAGAAAGUGGUCCUGGGCUUUCCCUGUAGUAGCAGCCAGACUGAAUUUAAGUUUGACCUAGCCCUCAACUAUAAAGUUUACAGUGUUAUACGAACGUACUCCAAUCAGAAGCCCACACUUGUGUUUUGUGCAACAAGGAAAGGUGUGCAGCAGGCUGCUUCUGUUCUUGUAAAAGACGCCAAAUUUGUCUUCACUGUGGAUCAGAAACUAAGGUUACAGAAGGCUGCAUAUUCUAUAAGGGAUUCAAAGCUAAAAGAUUUCUUGCUGUGUGGUGUUGGUUAUCAUCAUGCUGGAAUGGAGCUGUCAGACAGAAAAUUGGUUGAAGAAUUGUUUACUUCUGGAGAUCUGCCAGUUCUUUUCACCACCAGCACACUGGCUAUGGGUGUGAACUUGCCGGCUCACCUGGUGGUGGUGAAGUCGACCCUUCACUAUACUGGAGGCAUGUUUGAGGAGUACAGCGAGAGCGACAUCCUGCAGAUGAUUGGGAGAGCGGGCCGGCCGCAGUUUGACACCACAGCUACUGCAGUUAUCAUGACUCGCUUAAGCACGAGAGAGAAGUACCUUCAGAUGUUAGCGUGUAACAGCACUAUAGAGAGCAGUUUGCACAGACAUCUUAUUGAACAUUUAAAUGCAGAGGUCGUGAUGCACACCAUCACCGAUGUGAACGUUGCUCUGGACUGGAUCCGAUCCACCCUGCUGUACAUCAGGGCUCUGAAAAACCCAUCUCAUUAUGGUUUUGCAUCUGGAUUGAAAAAGGAUGGAAUUGAAGCAAAAUUACAAGAAUUAUGUUUGAAGAAUCUGAAAGAUUUAUCAUCACUAGACCUGAUAAAGAUGGAUGAAGAUGUUAAUUUCCAACCAACAGAGGCAGGAAGACUAAUGGCUUGGUAUUAUAUUACAUUUGAGACAGUGAAGAAAUUUUAUGCAAUAAAUGGAAAAGAAACUUUAUCAGAUUUAAUUUCAAUGAUAGCCAGCUGCAAUGAGUUUGUAGAUGUGCAGCUGAGGAUAAGUGAAAAGAGGACACUGAACAGUUUAAACAAAGACCCAAAGCAGAUCACUAUCAGAUUUCCAAUGGAAGGGAGAAUUAAAACAAGAGAAAUGAAAGUAAACUGUCUUAUUCAGGCUCAGCUCGGGUGCAUUCCUAUACAAGAUUUUACUUUGACACAAGAUACCGCGAAGAUUUUCAGAAACGGCUCAAGAAUUGCAAGAUGGUUGUCAGAUUUUGUGGCUCUUCAGCAAAAGAAGUUUGCUGUGCUUUUAAACAGUGUGGUUUUAGCGAAAUGUUUCAAGUGUAAACUGUGGGAAAACUCUCGACAUGUGUCUAAGCAGCUGGAUAAAAUUGGCAUAUCAUUAUCAAAUACCAUGGUAAAUGCAGGUUUGACUUCCUUUAAAAAAAUAGAAGAAGCAAAUGCAAGAGAACUUGAACUGAUUUUAAGUAGGCACCCGCCUUUUGGAACCCAGAUAAAAGAAGCUGUGAUGUAUCUACCAAAAUAUGAGCUUGAAGUGGAGCAGAUUGCAAGAUACAGUGAUAUCGUGGCAGAAAUACUAGUAACCGUUAUAUUAAGAAACUUUAAAGAGCUGCAAACUAAAAGAACAGCACCAGACUCUCACUAUGCUACCUUAGUCAUAGGUGAUGCAGAUAAUCAAGUCAUUUUGAAGCACAAAAUUAUGGAUUCUUUUUUGUUAAAAAGCGGAAAUUGGACUAAGAAAAUUGAUGUGAGGAGAGCUCUUACAUGUGAAGAUCUCAGCAUAAACCUAAUUAGUUCUGAUUACGUUGGUCUUGAUAUUCAGCAGAAAUUUACAGUCUUUUAUUUAGGACCCAGGAAGCUUGUAAGUCAAACAGAUAUGCAAAGAAAAUUAGAAACAGGUGUUUCUCAUCCUAAAUACUCAGCGAGAGCUACUGCAGCAAGAUCCAGUGAAGGAGUGUCUACCGGGAAAAAAGCUGGGAACCGAGAAUGCAACCAUCAUUGUAAAAAUAAACAUGCAUGUGGACAUGAGUGCUGUAAAACUGGAGUUGCACAAAAGCCAGAAGUUAAAGAGUCGGCAAUGUCUUCAUAUUUGUCUGACUUAAAAAGCAGAAAUGCCAUUUCUUCUCUUCCGCCAGUUAAACGACUCAAGUUACAGAUGAACAAAUCUCAUUUUCAAAAUGUGGACCUUAAAGAGAUUGGUUCUACUCCAAGGCCUUCCCAUUCCAGUAUAGCAAGAUCAGAACAUUUAAGCAUCCAAGGAUUGCCAAUAUUGGGACAGUGGGAUCAGCAUGGAAUCUGUGGAAAAGUUCAGCAGGCACCAUCUGAACAUCGUGACAAAGAAGUUCUGAAUGUGAGCUUUGAGCUGGGAGAUGAAGUUUGGGAUGACAUUGAUGAGGAGAGCUUAAUAGAAGUUCUGAGCUCUUCAGCUGAUGUUGAGAAGACAACUGGACCAGGAUUUGGAGACACUUGUGGUGCAAGUCUCAAGAGAAGCAAGAUAGCCUUCCAAGAGUCAAGCAAAUACCAAGGAGACCCCUCAAACAGUUUUGUUUCAUCACGUGAGAAGCCGAAUGUUUACGUAUCAGAUCGUGCCAUGUCCAAGUGUGGGCCAUCCCCUGUGGCAGAGUCACCACAACAAGCUGGAAGUGCGAGUCUUGUCAGUUUGCACGAGCGAAGACAGCCAACGCUGUCACCCGUGAUUGAGAGGGUGUGCUUUACCGGCUCUAAGAAAACACCAUGGUCUUCCAAGUGUCAGGAUAUGUUUAUUUGAAACAGUGGCUCUAAAAAGGAAACAAAGUAUCAUCCUGAUUAUGCAGCUGAAGAAAUGAAGGCCGUUCUGGAAACAUUUAUUGGCAUUUUCUAAUAGAUAUAUAUAUUUAUAUUAUUAAAGCAAAGUAUAAACAUGCUAGUGACUAAUUAUGAUUUAUUUUUUAAAGAUAACUGAUAAUUGUUCAGAAUUUUUCCCUUAGAUGUGAUUCAUUUCUCAACUUCUAAAAAAUUUGUGUACGGAUAUAUUUUUAAUUGUAACUUUUAGAAUGGUUGUUUCAAUAAACUGUUAAAUUAUUAUAAAUAAUUUGCUAUUAAACCAGUUUUAAUAAAAACUAAUAUUUCAUUU